Molecule: messenger RNA, 1488 nt
Organism: Talaromyces atroroseus
Lineage: Eukaryota; Fungi; Ascomycota; Eurotiomycetes; Eurotiales; Trichocomaceae
Exons: 1
Coding region: 1-1488 (495 amino acids)
Source: RefSeq, a predicted model, not a curated record
AUGAUCGCCACCUUGUCGGAUCGGUGUGAUUUCUCCCUGGCGAAGGAAUCCAUGUUGCGAGUCUCCCAGCCGGCAACAGGCCUCCUGCCCAGCCUGAACUUCCGCCAUUCAACUCCGCCUGUUCUCACACCAAUCCACAGCAGCACAGCCGAUCCAUCGUCGAGCGAAGAAGAGGAUGAAGAGGAGGAGAGAGAAGAUGACGAUGAAGAAGCAAAGAGACGUGCUCUGCGACGGCAACGAGCAUCGAGUCGCCCCAAAACCGUUUUACACUUUGCUCACCCCGUUGCGAACCGCCGGCGGCUGAAAUUGAGAUUGAAAUUGCUUCUCCAACUACACGAAAUCAAUCGAUCGUCGCGACCCUUCCCCAAAUUCGAUGUCCUUCCUGCCGACGUGCCAACCAGACUGAUUUGCAAACUGCCCAAGCCGUAUGGGACGACACGUGCCUUUGGGGCAAAGGACAUGGUCGUUGUGACUAGUGACAUGUAUGAGCAACAACAGACGCUAGCCACCAGCGAUGACCGCAGUGUAUCCUCGGACGAAUCCUGCGUGGAGCAACGGGAAGUCAUUGCCACCAUUUGCCAAUGCGGGUCGGACGAUUCCCCGCGGAAAUCCAAAUUCGAGGUGGCUUUCAGUUCCGGGGUGUAUUGGGAAGGCAUCGCUCUCCCAAACGGCUCGUAUGAACUCGUUUCCCAAGGGGGUUCUUCGCCCCCCCGCAAAGUUCGAUGGGUGGCACGCGACAAGAAACCGGUCAGACAAGCGUCAGGCUCCUCGGUGUCGUCAAUGAGUGCCAGCCGAUUUACAUUCAGCGUCAUCAACCCCAACACACGCCAGCAUCCUGUCAUCGCAUCCAUGACCCGAAAAGGGCUUACCGUGUUUGACCAAUUCUCUUACCCUGCGGCAUACUCCGGCGACGAGCAGUCCCCUCCGGCCUCGCCAUCCACCGCGUCUUCUUCCGUGAAAUCGGCCGGUCUCGUCCACACGGACGAAGACCUGCGCAAAGUAAUAGUCAUGACGGGCAUCUGGGUGGCCUUUAUGGAAGGGUGGGCGUCCAAAAGUCUGCUCAGUGGCGAAGUGCCGAAUGCAAGCACGCUGUCGCCGCGGGCGAGAUCAUCCACGUACCUGAGUGCCGACGGCGAUGCAGUUGUAGUAGAGACCGGGUCGACGGCAGGAUCGUCGGCGUCGGGUCGUCCGUCGCGUCUGAAUUCCUUCAGUCGUCAGAGAACGGUUAACCGUCGCAGCACGCAGUCGGAGUUUGGGCGCGAGAUUGUGACAGAGCCGCAGAAGGGAAUAUGCAACAUUCGGCGCAGUAAGAGCCUGACGUCGGCUGACCGCCGCGACCUGAAAUGGACCAGCGUCGAGGCGGAGUCUGCUCCUGCUGCUGCUGCACGUGAUGCGCCGGCGGACCUUCAGACGCAGGACGAAGACCCGAAGACCAAGUCACGGGGAUGGCGCCGGUUCUCGUCCAUCUUGAGACGGAAGAAGCGGUGA